This is a messenger RNA of Siniperca chuatsi (mandarin fish), 2098 nucleotides long. RefSeq names its product transmembrane protein 109 (gene tmem109). The record is from RefSeq and is a predicted model, not a curated record. Bases 303 to 1028 code for a protein of 241 amino acids. The transcript is spliced from 3 exons. NCBI's taxonomy places the organism in Eukaryota, Metazoa, Chordata, Actinopteri, Centrarchiformes, Sinipercidae. Gene Ontology annotation, biological process: cellular response to gamma radiation; intrinsic apoptotic signaling pathway in response to DNA damage by p53 class mediator.
UUCCCAUCAGCACGGGAACGCAGCACUAGAUGCGGCUUUAAAGACUAGUCAGCAGAAAAAUGUAACUGAUUCUGGAUCUGAUAGUUGCCAGUCCAUGUCUAUUAAUAUCAGACAGAGCCCUUUUUAACUGUAAGAACAAAGGAUAGACUGUAGCAAGACUUUACCGAGGGAAGGAAAGUAACGCCGUCAUGGAAACUUGUUGCACACUCAGCCCAGUGGGUGGCAGACAUCUCUUUUCAUUCCUACUAGCCUACUAAGUUUUUCCACAUCCUGUGCAGCCUCCCUUCGCUGCUUACCUGUAGAUGCAACUUUUUACUUAUAGGUUGUCAUUAAGACCCACUUUCAAUAUGUUUUCUUAUUCAAACCCAAGAGCUUUUAGCAGGCUGUGUGUGCUUAGCGUCUUGUUGCUGUUUGUUUCGGGAGAAAAAGUGUUCGACAGUCGGUCCGGGAUGAUCCAGGAGCUCCGGACAGCCCUGGCUGACCUGGCCGGGGAGGGAAGGACCUACCUGGGCAGGCUGGCUGGGGAGCAGACGGUGCUGUCGGUACAGAAGGCUUUCUCUCAGGUUCUGGGUGUUGUGGCAGUAAGUUUGGCCGGAGGUCUGAACGUGCUCCUACAGUAUGUCUCACACUUCCUGCAGGCCGCUGGAAUCCAAGUUGGCUCUCCCAUCAACAAAGUGACCCCAGAGGGGCUGAUCUUUGUUGCCCAAUGGGUUCUCGUGGCUCUCAUUGGCUACUGGCUGCUCUCCCUCACCUUCCGAUUGGUUGCCUCCACUCUGAGGCGGACUCUGUGGCUGCUGAAAGUGGGCGUGGCUUUGGCCUGUUUUGGACUAAUCCUGAGCGACCACAGCGUUGGCACAGAAACCAUGGCCGUCCGAUUGGCUGUCCUGGUGUGCAUCUGCGUCCUAUUGGGCGUCGGGACUUGGAGGGGCUCUAAUGCAGCUGAUAAAACCACUCACCUGGAGGAGCAGGUGAAGAUCCUGGAGAGACGGCUGAGAGAGAUGGAGAGAUGGAGGAGGACGGAGGAGUGAAGGGAUUGAAGGGAUUGAGAGAAGUCAAAUGUUUGUCUGUUGUCUUUUCUGUCUUUCCUACCUGAUGCCACAUGUACAGAUGAUGGAGCACUGCUGUCCUUUUAGGGCUUCUGGAACUUCAAAGGAGAAACAUUUUUACAGUUUUGAUUUUGAUGUGUUCAAAAAGUAAUUCAUUACUCAUGAUUUGUCCUGACGCAAUAUAAUUACUUAGUUAUUCCUGGAAGCAGUACUUUGUUAGUCUACAUGUUCUGUUUUUUUACUGUUAGUCCCUUUUUAAAAUGGCAAUUUGAUCCUAAGAAUGUGCUACAGUGUGAAGGAGCAGGGGGUAAAAAGCUUUUACAUCCAGUGCGCUAACCGUCCUUUUACUACAUUACUAUACAUCUACAGCUAUAGCGUGGGCAGUCAGAGCUGGUUAAUGAGCACAGGUAUUAGUAUAAGUAUACAACUCCCCCUAAAACCACAAAUUACUGUUUUCACAUUUCUGUUUCAGUGUGAAUUAAACUAACAAUAUACAAAGUGUUUAUUAGUGAGCUUUAAAGGUGCUGGUUGGUGUAUUUUUCACCGACAGAGCCAGGCUAGCUGUUAGCCCCUGUUUCCAGUGUUUAUGCCAAAGCUAGGCUAACCUAGCCUGACUCCAGCACUGUACUUAGCGUGGACAUGAUAUCAAUCUUCUCAUCUCACCCUCGUAAAGAAAGCAAAGUAGCAUCAUUUUUUUAAUUAUUUUUAAAUUUCAAAACAAUUCCUUAAAUUUAUAAUAACAGUAAUAAUACUUCCAGUCAGAUGAAUUCCACUUUUCUGGCAUUUCUCACAAAUAGUCUCAACCUGAUAUACAGAGUUUAGAUCUGUGCUCUUAAUGGAUGUGGUACAUGCUUUUGUAGUACAAGUGGUACAAGUCAUGAAGGUUUUGAUUCCAUAAUGCUUUGGAUCGAUUCUGAGAGAACGCUAGAACACUCCUGGACGAAUGAGGGACUACACCGUCUGACUGGUACUUUUACUUUUUGAAUUUUUUUAGAUGAAUGUGUACUGCUAUAAAUGCUGUUUGAUAUAAUAAAUAACACAAUAUAACAUUU